AUGGAAAUAGGACUUUCUCAUUCGGUUGCUAAGAAGCGUUGCCGGUUGCCGGGCCUAUGGCCACUGAGUGUGCUCCUGUUGUGCGUCCUUCUGUGUUCGAGUGCUGAAGCACAAGAUUGCGCUUCACCGAUACUCACGUUUAGUGGAUUUUUCCCGGCUGGAGAGGACAUUUCCACCACUGUUGGCGCCGGAUACACUCUGGGCUCAUACGAUGUCUCCAAUAUACGAUCGGUGGAUGUGAAACCAUCGGCCGAUGGGUGGCCAGUUUACAUUGACGCUAUGGUGACCGCUGGAAAGCUCACCAUCACGACCAACGAUAAUUUUGCUAUCUACGAACAGCUUUCAAACUACACAUUCUUCAUCAAUAAGAUCGUGUUCGUUUGCGCCUCAGCAACGACGCGGGAGAUGAGUUUUAGGCAGAACAUCAAGGAAGAAAACAAUUAUCCUCCCAGGUUCAGUCAGGAUGCUUACAUCGUCCAACUUCCUCUUCCACUGCCGAAGGACUUCGAUAUACAACUGUUUAUAGCAGACGGCAAGGGUAUCGUGGCGUACGAUAUGGAUUUAACGAAAAACAGUCUCACAUUUUCGAUCGAUGAAAAUGAGUACUUCAACGUGGCCUCUGCGAGUGGCGCCACUCGAACCGAAUUCAUUGCACAGCUCAAAACGAAGGAAACGCUUACUAGGAUCCAGCAGCCGAUCGUCUUGCGGAUAACGGCACAGGACGAGUGGAAUCCACCCAAGACGGGACAAGCUACAGUAACGAUCUCCAGUGAUCCGGAGAACGUGUUUCUAGUAGCGCCGGAAUUUGAGCAAAGUUUGUACAAUGUGAAGUACAAACGAGGUGAUCAGUUUACGCCGAUUCGCAUUGUCCUUAGGGCGGGCAGUUACGAUUCCAGCGUAAGGUAUGAAUUAUCGGGUGAUAAUAGUGCACUGUUCACGAUCAAUCCCAGUGCUGAUCGGUCGUCGGCCACGGUUGCACUUCGCUCAGGAGUGCAGAUUGGAGAGGACAUUGGGGUGCUGUUGGUAACGGUGGCGGCAAGUCGCACCGGAGCAGAAGGUACCGGACAAACGGCACUCGUAGUAGAGCUUACCAGUGAUCCGAAAGUCUUGCCCGAAUUCGAACAGUCCUUCUACAGUGGCACCAUAGGGAAGGAUACACGCAUUCAGUUGGAUGUACCGAUUCGCAUCGUUCCCAGCACUAGUGACCCCAGUGUACGCGUUACACUGGCCGGUGAUGAUGCAAGCUACUUUAGUGCCACCUUCAGCAACAACCAAGUAACGGUCGCACCAUCCAGUGCACUCUCUGCCGAAAUACUGAAACAAAAGAGCUACUUUAUGGUAAAGAUUCAAGCUGAAAAAACCAGCGUAGGCUUGGGUGAAACGUUGCUCUUGCUGUCGGUCGAGAAGGAUGGCACGGAGGAUCCACGCUUUGAGAAUCUUGCCUACCAAGGAACGCUCAACGUGGCGACAAACACGCUGCAGAUUCCUACCGUACGGAUUGCCGCCGGAAGCUACGUGACGGGACUGCAGUUUAGCUACACGGGCGAUGUGACUUUCUUCAAUAUUCGUGAAACCGCAGGAACGGUCAGUUUUUCGCUCAACAACGUCACCCCGGAAAGGCUGGCGGACAGAUCGUACCUUCUCGUGACGGUCGCCUGUAAGCUGCAAGACAUCGAAGUGGCCCAUGCGGUGGUAAUCGUGCGCGUGGUACGUCCACCGGCUCCUAAGUUUGUUAAAAACUUUAUCGAAGGCCAACUAGACCAACGAACGCUGAGUCUGAGUAUGGAGAAGGUAGAAUUUCAGCUCGAUUCCUUCUCCCGGGACACCGUGGUUCGGUUGGCCGAGGAUGAUCGAGGAUUUUUCGGUAUCAUUCAAAUUCUGCCCGAAAAUGUGUUCGAAAUCAAUCUACAAGGAACGGUCACCCGGGAGUCGCUGCGUGGUUUAUCGCGCUUGCUACUAACAGUCGAAGCGACCAAUCCGGGUACGGAGAAGUCCUUUUGUGUGAUUGCAGUGAACGUAAUACAACCACCGCAACCAGCAUUCGAGCGUUUGCUGUAUGAUGGAAUGAUCGAAGAAUCCACCGGACAACUCAUCGAACCGAUCGUCAUUAAACUAACGCCAGAAACGGUAGAUGAAACGGUGCGCUUCUCAUUGACCGGCGACGAUGCCUCUUAUUUCAUGCUGGAAACCUUAACACCAAUCAGAGAAGGAUCUCGAAUCACUUUGGCUGCACCGUUGAGCGACGAUCUAAUCACCUCCAGGGAGCUCUUUCAGUUCAAUGUUCUAGCGACCGAACAGUUAUCGUCAAAAGAGACCAAGAUCCCGGUGGUGGUGUAUGUGAAGCGACCAUUCGUCAAGUAUCCCAGGUUCACGAAGCCUCUGUACAAAUCACGAAUCGGUACCAAUCUGCAGCUGGUUCCAUUUGAGGAAAUCAUCCUCGAAAGCGGAAGCUACGUAGAAUCAGCGACCGUUUCCAUACUGAACAGUAACACCGAUCUGUUUAGCGUCCGUCUUAGGGAUGGUAAAGUAACGGUGGAGUUGCUGAGACCCAUAAUCAUGACCACCAUCAGCGAGCUCGAUCGGUUCGAGUUUGUUGUGGAAUGCAACAAUCCCGGUAUGGCGUCUGGAUUUACUACCAUCAUCAUCGAUAUCGAUCGUGGCGCUAGGCCGGAAUUCGAGGAGCUUUACUACACCGGAGAGCUAAGGGAAGGGACAAAGGACAUUACCUUCAGUACAUCGGUGGCCUUAAAAGCGGGAACCUUUGAAAGCAGCACUCAGUAUCGCUUAGAAGGAGUCGACGGUGGACUGGUACGGUACACGGUCGCGGCCAAUGGUCGGCUGAGUUUGUACCUACUCGAUGAGGUGUCAGCGGAGCAGCUGAAGCCGCGAUCGGAACUACAGUUCCUUGUUGUGGCCACCAAUCCUACCAGCAUCCUUUCGCAGUCACACCCAUCUAUUGCGCCGUGUUCCGUGAAGAUCGUUCGUACCGUCAAACCCAUCUUUAACCGGAACUCAUUCAGAGGAAAGCUGGUCGAAGGAGAACCACCCUACGUCGAGUUUACUGAUGAUGCGGUGAAGCUGGAAAUUGGCACCAUACUGGAGUCGACGAUGUUGACGGUGAUGGAAGCUGCAUCCACCUCGAGCUACUUCGAUGCAACGUUUGCUGAGGAUCGGGAAACGGUACGAAUUACGCUAAAGUCCGGUGUAAAGUGGGAGCAAAUUCGUGCUCGCGUAUACUUCGCCCUUACCCUGCAAGCCACCAAUCCCGGUGCCGAACCAACCGAGUGUUCCCUGGUGCUGGACGUGGUGAACCUUCCGGCUGUAACGCCCGCCUUCAGUAAGUCCAUCUACCGUGGUUCCCUGCAGGAGGGCACAAGGGAAGUGAUGUUCUCGGCAGCGGACACCAUCACCGUGGAUCCGGCCACCAUUCUGCCCACGUUCCAGUACGCUGCGAUCGAAAACGAUGCCAACCUGUUCGAACUGGUGCUGACGGAAGAUAAGAAGUUCAGGGUACUGCUGCGUGAUAGCAUCUCCCCGUCGGCCAUUGAAGGGCGCGAUUUACUAAACUUCAUCAUUAGCAUCAACAAUGCGUACAGUGCCGUCGAUACGGCAACCAUAGUGAUCACUAUCAAGCUGGACGACAUUAUCAGUCCGAUGUUCACGAAGCUGCUCUAUAAUGGAAGUGUCGAUGUGCCGAACCGGCAGCUUUUGCUCGCUGAACCCAUCCUCCUCAACGCCGGUACAUUCACGGAAAAUACGGAGCUGGGUGUUGGCGGUACCGACGCAGCAAUGUUCACGGUGGCCAGGGAUGGUGCACGUGUCGAGCUGGGACUGAAAGACACGGAGCUAGAGGAAGGUCUACACUACAUCAGUGCGUACAUCCAGGCGACCAAUCCGGGCAGCGAUACGGCCACAGCCUUUAUCCUCCUGGACGUAACUGGAAGCCAACUACCACAAUUCGUGCAAUCGGCAGUCUAUGGCUACCUAGCGGCCGGAUCUAGAAGCGUCCAGUUCCCAACCGGUUCCGAGUUGAAGAUCGUUCUAUCAAGCACGGCACCGGGCUUCCAGUGGAACCUAGAAGAUGAUGACUAUCGAUUGUUUGAUGGUUUGUUGAACGAUGAUACGUUCACCUUCAAACUAAAAGACUCCGUUACCGAUGAGCAGCUAGCGACCAAGGCACAGUUUAGCUUUAGUGUUACGCUCAAGAAUCCAGCCAGUGGCACGGUCGUAUCACGGGUCAUAAUCGAUCGAAAGUUGCCGACUCCUGCGUUCUCUAGGACGAUGUACGGUGGGUACUUUACGCCGGAACUCCAACCACGGUUGACCGAAACGAUUAGCAUAACGGAGGAGAGCUUCAGCGAGCGGAUUGUUGUGCGGAUCAAGGACUCAAACGUUGAUUUCCUAACGGUUGAACAAAGCGGACGCAAUGUGCAGCUGCGCGUGUCUCGACCUGUAACGAUAAGCGAUUUUCAGGGUUUAGAAUUUGUCCACGUCCGGCUUGAGGCGAAUGUUGAUGAGGAGCGCGGAGAGGAAUGCUCCAUUUUGUUAACCCUUCCGGAAGGAACACCGUGCACUCCACUUCCUCCGAUCGUUGAUUGUACGGGUUGCUACAAUUGUUCCACGGGCAAUGUACUGUCGGAUGUGCCGGUAUUCGAGUACGGGAAUUAUCGAUUUGAGCUUCGAAGUGACACAAUCGGUACGAUCGGUUCCGUUCGAGCCCUAGUCAAGGAUCCAACGGCACUCGUGGAGCAUCAGCUGGAAGUACAGGAUGCUUAUCUACAACUCUACCUCUCCAUGAGUCCCGAGGGAACUCUGACCUUGGCGCGACCAAUAGAGCCGAAGGUGUAUGAGUUCACUGUACGAGCGAUCAACGUGAUGGCGGGCAAACAAACGUCCGUCCGAGUGAUCCUUGACGUGCUGAGUAGCUACGAGUGCACCGAACUGGGACGAAAGGUGCAGAAUGUAGAAAAAUCGUUGCUCAUAGUGCACCUGGAUGAAGGUCGUUCACAUUUGACCAUCUUCCCGACGGUCCUAGGAUCGUGUGAGUACGUCAUUUUGAGCCAAAGUCCUGCUAGUGACCCAUCGUACUUUGAUAUUGACACCGAAAGCCACUGGUUGGUGUCACGUAGCUUCGAUCGAGAGGAUCAGGGAUUGUUUGGUGGAAUGCAGGUGCCCCAGUUUCAGCUCCGUUUGAAGCUGCUGUGUAGUGAUGGUCGUGCAGCAGGCCAGCAACGCACCAAACGAUCGUUGAUCGAUACGAACACGAUCAAUUACGCCUCGGACAUUACUGUGAUCAAUGUUGUCGUCGAUGACAUCAACGAUAACGAUCCAAUCUUCGUUAAUCCAACGGCCGGAGGAAUGGCGACUGUUUAUCUGGCGUAUCCACAUCCAGUGCUGGCUGGUAAGCUUAUGUUGCCUUAUCUAGCCAUUCUGGAGGCCAGUGAUGCAGACGAAGGUUUAAAUGCAAAGAUACGGUACAGUUUAGAAGAGAAUGAUCACUUCGGGGUUGAUCCGCAAACGGGAUGGAUACAUCCUGCCACAAACUCGCUGCUCGAAGAAAAUCACAUUGAGCUAACGGCGAUCGCUACUGAUCGUGAUGGAGCAUCUGACGGUCGGAGCACAAGGCUUACACUGAGUGUGCAGCGAUCGGAAGAGUCGCAAAUAGUAGUCAUCACACUGGAUGCAAUGGACGAAUCAAUGGUCGCUGAAACUAUCGAUCGGAUCAAUCGACAAUCCAAUUUCCAUCUUAAACUUCUGCAUCAGGCGUAUGUUCCAGUGAGCAGCUCCGUUUCUCGACUCGACUCGAAACUGCAACAGCAACGUACGAUGCGUUUAGUGGUUUACGCUAUGGAUGACAACAAUCAACUGUUGGAGUUUGAUGCUAUCCAGAGCACUAUUCUAAGAGCAGUACCUAGCAUAGGAGCAUCAUCGAUCGUCACGAUCAACGAGGCGAUCUGCUCCGCCAACGGAAGCCAGUGUGCAGAUAGUUUGCGGGACCAGUCGACCCGCGAUGGUCUGAUUGCUUCAACGUCUGUCCUUGGUGCAUUGCUUCUGAUUAGUUUGGCCGUUGUCAGUUUCCUGUACAUUCGCUACGUAAGGCCAUUGUCAAAGGGAGCUACAAGUGCAUCCGAUGAUGUGGAGCAGCUGGAAAACGAUUUUGAUCCCAGCCCUCCACCAACUCCACCUUCGCUGGGGGGAAAGAAGGAAACAAGCGAAGCACGGGACGAGCGGCACGAGCACGAUCGCAAAAUAUCGAUCAACAUUACCGGCAUCACUAUGCAAGACUCAGAAGACACGCUCACGGAUAGCAAUCGAUUGGCACGCACGUUGGGUGAUCGACUAGACGAAGAAGAUGAGUACGGUGGCACUACGGCUGUUCCGGAAGUGACCAGCGAACCGAAGAAUGUGAAAUUCAAUGAACUAGUAGAAAGGAUAGAAGUUGCGCAUGAUCACAGCGAUGAUGAGGAAGAAUCCGUGUUCGAGGAACGUUUGUAGAGUGCAUUAGGAGGCAUGUUUACUGGUAAGCCUUUUAUGAAUUGACAUAUAAGAAUAAAUACUGAAGAAAACAA
Molecule: messenger RNA, 6569 nt
Organism: Anopheles aquasalis
Lineage: Eukaryota; Metazoa; Arthropoda; Insecta; Diptera; Culicidae
Product: protocadherin Fat 4-like
Biological process (GO): homophilic cell-cell adhesion
Cellular component (GO): plasma membrane
Molecular function (GO): calcium ion binding
Source: RefSeq, a predicted model, not a curated record